Molecule: messenger RNA, 2367 nt
Organism: Salvelinus sp. IW2-2015
Lineage: Eukaryota; Metazoa; Chordata; Actinopteri; Salmoniformes; Salmonidae
Product: zinc finger protein 436-like
Biological process (GO): regulation of transcription by RNA polymerase II
Cellular component (GO): nucleoplasm
Molecular function (GO): DNA-binding transcription repressor activity, RNA polymerase II-specific; RNA polymerase II cis-regulatory region sequence-specific DNA binding
Source: RefSeq, a predicted model, not a curated record
AAGACAUGUUGAAGUUUACCUUCGAGUCUGGUUGAUGUAAUUCAGUAUAAUAUCCUAAUUUAGCACACAUUGUAAGUAUACGAUUGAACAAGAGGCCGGUAAAACAUGCACAAUGACUACGCUGAUACGACGCUCACGAACACUUCCUGCAGCAUCUCAUAAUCCAGACCAAACUCGCUCGGAAAGUGGAUACAUUUURCCCGCUUGCUCUACGAGACUUCACCAUUUCCUCAAGUUCUUUUCAGCCAAACAAUUAGCUACAAGAAAUCAGUUCCAGAUCUAUCCAGCCUACCAUGUCUGAACCAGGUUCUGGUUGUGGUGUUCCAGCCCAGAGAAGCUCACAGCGGGGUCCAGAGUUGGUGUCAGUGACGCUGGGGGACUGCAGUCAAACAGUGGAACUCAAUGUGAUUGUCAAGGAGGAGGGCGAGGAGAGAGAAAUCAAUGAGGGGGAGGAGGAAGAGAGAGAGGAGGACAGGGACUCUGUUGACUCAGGAGAGAGCCCCAACCCAGACUCAGUCAACGAGCCCAGUUCCACAGCAUCAAGACUGCCUGGUUGUGGGAGUUACCCCUGUCCUCAAUGUGGGAAGUGUUUCAGUCGAGCAGGAGACCKGAAGACUCAUCAGAGGUCGCACAGUGGAGAGAAGCCUCACCAAUGCUCUCUUUGUGGGAAGUGUUUCAGUCGAGCAGGAGGCCUGAAGACUCAUCAGAGGUCGCACAGUGGAGAGAAGCCUGCCAGUACUUUCAAUGUGAUUAUCAAAGAGGAGGAGGGUAACUGUACUCUCAAUGUGAUUGUCAAAGAGGAGGAGGAUGAGAAGGAAAAGAGAGGAGUUGAGGAAGAGAAGGAAACUAGUGGUGUAGUUGACCCAGAUACAUCAAGACUUCGUGGUCGUUACCCCUGUCCUCAAUGUGGAAAGAGUUUCAGUUCCUCAGGUAAUCUAAAGAAUCACCAGAGAGUUCACACUGGAGAGAAACCUUACCACUGCUCCCAAUGUGGAAAGGGUUUCGGUCRAGCAGGAGGCCUGAAGASUCAUCARAGAUCGCACAGUGGAGAGAAGCCUCACCACUGCUCUCUUUGUGGAAAAGGUUUCAGUCGAGCAGGAGACCUGAAGACUCAUCAGAGAUCGCACAGUGGAGAGAAGCCUGCCAGUACUUUCAAUGUGAUUGUCAAAGAGGAGGAGGAUGAAAAGGAUAUCGAUGAGAAGGUAAAGAGCGAAGUUAAGGAAGAGCAGGAAACUAGUGGUGUAGUUGACCCAGAUACAUCAAGUCUAUCUGCUCGUGGUCGUUUCCCCUGCCAUCAGUGUGGGAAGAGUUUCCGUUCCUCAGGUAAUCUAAAGAAUCAUCAAAGAGUACACACUCGAGAGAAACCAUUUCACUGUGUCACAUGUGGGAAGAGUUUCCGUGAAAAAUUCAAUCUCACGAGACAUAAGAAGGUACAUAGUGGGGAGAAGCCUUAUCACUGCAMCCAGUGUGGGAAAAGCUUCAAUCGUUCUGGAAGUCUUAAGGAACACCAAAGAGUACAUACAGGGGAGAAGCCUUACCACUGCUCUCUUUGUCGGAAGAGUUUUAGUCAGCCAGGAAACCUUAAGAAACACCAGAGAAUACAUACAGGGGAGAAGCCUUACCAUUGCUCUCUUGGAAUAGUUUGUUUCGCUGGAAACCUAAAGAAUCAUCUGAGAUCACACUGUGGAAAGAAGCCUUACCACUGCUCUCAGUGUGGGGAGGGAUUCCCUCAACUAAAAAGUCUUAAAAGCCAUCAGAAAAUGCAUAUUGGAGAGACACCUCCCUCUACUUUCAAUGUGAUUGUCAAAGAGGAGGAUGGUGACUGUACUUUCAAUAUGAUUGUCAAAGAGGAGGAGGAUGGAAGAAAAUUGAUGAGAAGGAAAUGAGAGAAGUUGAAGAGGAGGACAAUAGUGGUGUAGUUGACCCAGAUACAUCAAGACUGCCUGAUCGUGGUCGUUACCCCUGUCCUCAAUGUGGAAAGAGUUUCACUUCCUCAAGUAAUCUUAAGAAUCAUCAAAGAGUACACACUGGAGAGAAACUUUUCUCUGCUCACAAUGUGGGAAGAGUUUCAGUGAAAAAGUCAACCUUAAGAGACACGAAAGAGUACAUAGUGGAGAGAAGCCUUACCACUGCACAACAUGUGGGAAGAGCUUCAAUCAUUCAGGAAGCCUUAGAGAUCACCAGAGAAUUCAUACAGGGGAGAAACCUUACCACUGCUCACUGUGCGGAAAUAAUUUUCGUUUGGCUGGAGACCUAAAGAAUCAUCAGAGAUCACACAGUGGAGAGAAGCCUUAUCACUGCUCUCGGUGUGGAGAGGGAUUCACUCAGCUAAGAAGCCUAAAAAGUCAUGAGAGAAUAUCCAUUGGA